AUGGCCGAUAAUGAACCUUCGGGCCCUUUUCACGCCGGCCCUGGGACUGCGCACGAGAUAGGCGUUAUGGCUGGCUUCAUAGCCGCGUUCAUUAUCAUCACAGUUGUAUACCUAAUCAUCUGGAAAGUCUACAACAAGCGCUCCGAGGCCGGGGAAAUGCAGCGAAGACAUAUUUUAGCUGAGAAGACAAACCCAAGAAACACAAGAGUCAUGGAAGAGAAGGCUGGGAAUAGGCGCUGCGCCGGGUUAUUGAAGAGCAUGGAGAAGAUUCCAAGAGGCUGCGGAGCAGAGACCGAAGACAGAUGA
This is a messenger RNA of Letharia lupina, 306 nucleotides long. RefSeq lists its product as uncharacterized. Bases 1 to 306 code for a protein of 101 amino acids. Lineage: Eukaryota; Fungi; Ascomycota; Lecanoromycetes; Lecanorales; Parmeliaceae. The transcript has 2 exons. The record is from RefSeq and is a predicted model, not a curated record.